Molecule: messenger RNA, 1548 nt
Organism: Oreochromis aureus
Lineage: Eukaryota; Metazoa; Chordata; Actinopteri; Cichliformes; Cichlidae
Gene: dync2li1
Product: dynein, cytoplasmic 2, light intermediate chain 1
Exons: 13
Coding region: 90-1166 (358 amino acids)
Biological process (GO): intraciliary retrograde transport; intraciliary transport involved in cilium assembly
Cellular component (GO): cytoplasmic dynein complex; ciliary basal body; axoneme
Molecular function (GO): dynein heavy chain binding
Source: RefSeq, a predicted model, not a curated record
ACAUCAUCAAAACGCGCCGUUGCUUUGGCAACGUUUGUAAUGGUUAGCCUUCCUAUUAGCUGUGUAGCCUUCGCUAACCAUCGAUCUCGAUGCCAAAAAUAAGCUCGGACACAUUAUGGGAGCUGGCUGCGGCGGAGGUCCACAGCCGGGAGAGCGGAGGUGCAGAGGACGGGGACGGUGGAGAGGCUGUGAACGAGCGGACGGUGCUUCUGAUGGGGAGCAAAGCUGGGGGCAAAACGUCCAUUCUCCUCAGGUGCUUGGACAGAGAUGAACUAUCCAAACCAACUCUGGCCUUGGAGUACACUUUUGGCAGACGAGCACGAGGACACAACACGCCCAAAGACAUAGCUCACCUAUGGGAGCUGGGAGGAGGGACCUCUUUGUCAGACCUCGUACAGAUCCCCAUCACUCCUGUCAGCAUCAGCUGUCUCUCAGUCAUCCUCGUCCUGGACCUGUCUAAACCCAAUGCUCUGUGGGGAACAAUGGAGAAGCUACUGCAGGCUGCACAGGCUCACCUAGAGAGAACCUCCUCCCAAGUACAGAAAUCCAAACCCGGAGUCAAACACCAGACUCCCAGCCACUCAGCAGCACGUGUCUUACCUAAAGACUAUCCUGACAGAGAGUUGAUCAGUCCCUUUCCUGUUCCUCUGCUCAUCAUUGGCAGCAAGUACGACAUCUUCCAGGAAUUUGACUCUGACAAGAAGAAAGUUGUCAGUAAAACACUGCGUUUUAUUGCUCAUUACUACGCGGCCUCUCUCGUUUUCACUGGCAUCAAAUCAGAGAGCCUUAUAUCAAAAACCAAGAGCUUCUUCUUACACCUGGCUUUCGGUUUGGAGAGAGGGAAAACUGUUUCCUCUGACCCCCUCAAGCCGCUCAUCAUUCCCGCAGGCUCUGAUUCCUUCGGUCAAAUAGGUUCCCCACCUACUGUCGAUGUGGAUAUAACGUCUCUCCAUGCUAAAAAUCCAAAAGACCUCUGGAAGAAAGUGUAUGAGCGUGUCUUCCCCCCAGAGAGUACAAGUGAGCAGAGAGAGCUAAAGGAUCCAGCCAAAGAUCCUCAGUACAGUGAGCCUCAGAUUGAUGCCAUGAGAGCCCAGAGAGACCAGGAGUUGGAGCAGUAUAAAAGGAAUGCAGCAAAAUCAUGGAAAGGUCUAGAGCUGGAGACAUGAGAUUUCAUCUGCUUUAUUACACACAUACAACAUAUUAUAAUGUACAUAGAGCAUAUAUAUUGUAUUUGUUUACUUUUGUAUUAUAUUUUCUGUUGUACGUUUCUGUAAUUAUAUAAAUAAAUGCUGACAUUUUAAUCAAGUUUAAAAAGAAAAAUAUAGUUUUAGCUUACCAAUAAUAAUUUUUGUUCUUCAAACAAAACAAACAAGUUUAUGUUUUUUUUCUUCCCGGCCAUCAGUGGUACUAGGGUUAAGGUUACCACAAGAAAACUGUACAUGCCAUAAACAUGCAAAUUUUUCAGGUAACACGUUUCGAGUAGUUUACUGAACAUCUGCAGAUGUUUAAGUGUUUUAAUGUACAUGGCUUCAUCCCAGUGAACAGAGA